CAGAAAACUUCAGGUUCAGCUACUCUGGAAUUUGAACGCUAGUUAAGGAGAUCGGAGCUGCUGUCUACAACGGAGGGCUGGCAGAAGCUAUUGGCAAGCUAAAAAGGAAAUACGAAGCUCAGAACGUCCGGAUCCUUGUGCAGUCGUCGGCGCCCUAGCCGGAGUCACCAAACAUGUCUACAUUUGGAAAAUAUUUUCGGGUCACCACCUAUGGCGAGUCCCACUGCCGCUCUGUUGGCUGUAUUGUCGACGGAUGCCCUCCUGGAAUGCAAUUGACGGAGGAUGACAUCCAACCUCAAAUGACUCGGCGCAGACCAGGCCAGUCUGCAUUGACUACUCCGAGAAACGAGAAAGACCGAGUUGAGAUUCAAUCAGGAACCGAGUUCGGUGUCACGUUAGGCACUCCUAUUGGCCUUGUAGUACGGAACGAAGAUCAAAGACCAAAGGACUAUGGUGGAAGUACCAUGGAUCUCUACCCUCGACCCAGCCACGCCGACUUCACCUACCUGGAAAAGUAUGGCGUCAAGGCAAGUAGUGGCGGAGGCAGAAGCAGCGCCAGAGAAACCAUUGGCAGAGUGGCAGCGGGUGCUAUUGCAGAAAAAUAUCUGUCGUUAGCACAUGGUGUCGAGAUUGUCGCCUUCGUGUCUUCUGUGGGAUCAGAGCAUCUUUUCCCGCCCACGCCUUCUCAUCCGACGCCUGCAACGAAUCCAGAUUUCCUUUCACUAAUAUCAAAGAUCACUAGACUAGAUGUCGACACUUUCGUUCCGGUACGAUGUCCUGAUGCAGGUGCUACACAACGCAUGACGAAGGUGAUCGAAAAGUAUCGGGACGCCAGUGACAGUAUUGGAGGGACAGUGACAUGCGUGAUUCGAAAUUGCCCCAUUGGACUCGGGGAACCGUGUUUCGACAAGCUCGAAGCCGAACUCGCCCAUGCCAUGCUGAGUAUACCAGCUACCAAAGGCUUCGAGAUUGGUUCCGGAUUCGGGGGUUGCGAAGUGCCAGGGUCGAUUCAUAACGACCCCUUCAUUGUGGAAGUACAAGAAUCAGGCGAUACAAAGAGCAGACUGACAACCAAAACAAACAAUUCGGGUGGCAUUCAAGGCGGCAUUUCGAAUGGACAGCCCAUCUAUUUCCGAGUUGCGUUCAAGCCUCCUGCUACGAUUGGCCAGGCACAACAGACAGUCAGGUUCGACGGUGAGGAAGGCGUCCUGGAAGCCAAAGGCCGGCACGAUCCUUGCGUUGUACCUCGAGCCGUGCCUAUCGUGGAAGCUAUGUCGGCUUUGGUGCUUAUGGACGCACUCAUUCCUCAGUUGGCCCGAGAGACCGCCAGGAGCUCGUUACCGCCUUUGAAGACGACAUUGCCGGCGAAGGAAACAGGCACAGCGGCAGACUCGAAGAAAGUUGGUCGACAUUUACAGGCCGCUGCGAGCAAUGGAACCAACUAAUUUAGUGUCGCUUGCGACUUCAAAAGGGAGAUGUAGCUGUUCUGCAUAAGCGCGGACGUCGGGAUCUCAAACUGGUGGUAUAAAUGUGUCUCGCUGUACGCCUGUGAAUAUUCUAUCAAGUAUGGCGCCGCGAGCCUUCUCCAUGCCAUCAAAGACAAAUUACUGCCGCAAAAUAGAAGGUCUUUGAAGGAGAUCGUAUCAAAUGCUUC
Molecule: messenger RNA, 1654 nt
Organism: Exophiala xenobiotica
Lineage: Eukaryota; Fungi; Ascomycota; Eurotiomycetes; Chaetothyriales; Herpotrichiellaceae
Product: chorismate synthase
Exons: 2
Coding region: 174-1445 (423 amino acids)
Biological process (GO): chorismate biosynthetic process; aromatic amino acid biosynthetic process
Cellular component (GO): cytosol
Molecular function (GO): chorismate synthase activity; FMN binding
Source: RefSeq, a predicted model, not a curated record